This is a messenger RNA of Mya arenaria, 3426 nucleotides long. RefSeq names its product fibrillin-1-like. The annotation marks the transcript as partial. Lineage: Eukaryota; Metazoa; Mollusca; Bivalvia; Myida; Myidae. Gene Ontology annotation, molecular function: calcium ion binding. The transcript is spliced from 22 exons. The record is from RefSeq and is a predicted model, not a curated record.
AUACCGUCAUGCCCCUGCAGCUUAUCAAUGGCUAACCGUGACCCACUCGUUCGAGGAGAAACAAAAGUCAACAACAAAACAAUCUGUAUUGAUAUUUUGAUUUCAGAAAGUAUGGAACCCAAUGGAAUGGUAUGUUGUUAUGACAAAGAAUCGGAACAAUGGACAGGUGAAAUCCCAUAUGCCGGUGGACUUUAUGCCUUCCAUCCGGAUUUCAGCAUGCAACAGCAUAUUAGAGAGGAUGUUGAACCAAAAACGACGUGCUGUGAAAAGUCAAAUUACUGUCAUUUAUACUACAAGUUACGGCCUAUCGGGACUUGCUAUAAGGAAACCUGGUUUGACUUCGCUGUUUCAUGGGGAGAUCCUCACAUACUAACGCUAGAUGGGAAAAGAUACAUUUUCAACGGCCUCGGGGAGUACACGUUAUUGACUUAUAAACAUGGCGGGGAGGAGUUUAGCCUUCAGGCGAGGACAGAACGGGCAAUAAAAGCCAAUGGUCAACUUUCUGACGCGACCUUGUUUAGUGUAUUUGCAGCAUUUGAUAGCUAUAACUCAUCCGUGCAUGUCGAAGUAAAUAAUGACAAUGAAGGGUUUCUUGCUAUCGUGAACAAGAUUGAUGUUACACAAGAUAUUCAAAAGAAGAAUAGUUCCCACUUGUUCUCAGACAGCAAACACAUGUUUGUUAAAAAAUAUACUAGUGAAACAAAAACUACAGAUGCUUCGAUAGAAGUUUCAUUCCUUUCUGCAGGAGUGACACUGAAUAUAACAGCCAGAAAUGGAAUGCUGUCAUUAAGUACCAUUGUAAAAACAGCAUUACACGGACGUGUGCGAGGCCUUUUGGGAAAUUUUGACGGAAAUCCUGACAACGAUUUUAUCACACCUGACAACCUAACGCUAGAUCCGAACAUGAAUGAGUCGGAAAUAUUCGAUUUUGGUAAAACAUGGGAAAUCGAUGCCUCUCGCUCUGCGUUUAGGUACCCACAAAAGAAAAAUCACAGCAGCUUCCAAAACAAUUCGUUCGUUCCUCGAUUUCUUGACACAGUUGCAAAUGAAACACUUGAUGCAGCGAAAGCGACAUGCGGUGGAUCCGAGGACCUAGCGUGUAUUUUUGACCAAGUGUUCACAGAAAAUGAGAAUAUAUCCAGACAGACACUAGAAAUAACAAAUGCAUCCCAAGCAACGGAAGUGGAACUCAGUGUCAACUGCGAAAGCGACUUUGACGGCUGUGCAUCAAAUCCAUGCUCAGGAGGGAGAAACUGUACCGAUAUUCCCGCCUCGAAUCAUACCAUUGCGGGGCUAGCAUUUCGCUGCAGUAGUUGCCCCGAUGGCUUUAAUGACGACGGUAUCAAAUGCCAAGAUAUUGAUGAAUGUACAGGUAACAGUAGCCUGUGUGAACAAAAAUGCAUUAACAUAGAAGGCAGCUACACGUGCGUUUGCCAAGAAGGAUAUAGAAUAAGUAGAACGGAAUGCACUGAUCCAUGUUCUGGCGUGAGCCUUGACUGUUCACAGGCCGACGGGUGCACUCUUGAUGAAGAAAAUGAAGCAACUUGUUUCUGUAAUGAUGGUUAUGAGCUUAGAGAAAACUCAAAUAUCUGUACAGAUAUAGACGAGUGUACACGAAAUGUGUGUCCACAAGAAUGUAAAAAUUCCAAUGGUUCUUACACGUGUAUAUGCUAUCCUGGAUUUAAGUUGCAUGGUACUAAAGAAUGUAUCGAAUGUUCUUUACCAUUUUAUGGAUACAACUGCGAGAAGAUAUGCCGCUGUUCGUCUCGGGGAACGAUACAGUGUCAUUCAGUAAAAGGAUGCGUCUGUCAAGAAGGAUGGACGGGUGAAACGUGUGAUGACGAUAUCGAUGAGUGUUUAUAUGAUAUCAAUCCAUGCAGCGAUACCUACAAACGCUGUGUAAAUACAGAUGGUGCAUUUCGAUGUGAUUGUAUGGACGGAUUUGAAGAAACCCGAGAGGGACUCUGUAAAGUUGCGGAUCCAUGUCGUUCAUUCGGCAAUCUUAACUGUUCUAAUAUAUGUGUGGUCGAUGAUACAUGUACUGCGAAAUGUACCUGCCCUAAUGGAUAUGAACUGAAUGAUGAUGCUCAAACGUGUAACGAUACUAAUGAAUGUUUACAUGAGGAAUUGAAUAAAUGCAGACCUAACAACACAUGCGAAAAUACUGCGGGAUCGUACAAAUGCGAUUGCGAAGAUGGCUUUAAACUUUCUAAUGAUGGACGUACUUGUGAAGGAUGCAACUGCACUGAAGGCUGGUCUGGGGGAAACUGUGAUGCUGAUUUAGAUGAAUGUAGCCCUCCUGAUGCAUACAGUUGCCCUGGGAAUGCUAAAUGUGUAAACACACUUGGAAGCUUCAUUUGCAAGUGUUUCACCGGUUACACACUAGAAAAUGGGACCUGUACAAAUAUUGAUGAAUGUCUGAAUCCAUCACUUAACGACUGUGAUCAAAAAUGCGCUGAUACUCCUGGGAAUUACGAGUGCAAAUGUCAUGAAGGUUACAACUGGACCUCAUCAGUCUUGGCAUGUACAGAUAUUGAUGAAUGUAGUAAGGACCCAGGCAAGUGUGAGCAAAAUUGUCAGAACACUGUUGGUAGCUACGUAUGUUCCUGUAUAGAAGGGUUUUCGCUGGACUUGACUGACAGACAGAGUUGCAUAGUUGUAUCUAAAUGUAAUGACACUGAAAAGAGUUUGUGCCAGAACAACUCACAGUGUGUUAAACAGGGUAAUGACUCUAAAUGCUACUGCAAGAAAGGAUUUUCGACGAAAGAAAAUAACGAAUGCAUUGAUAUCAAUGAAUGCGAUGGAAAAUCUUAUCCCUGUGAUCACUUUUGUAAAAAUACACAAGGAAGCUAUGAUUGUAUGUGCAAAGAUGGGUAUUUCCUCAAAGAAGAUAAAAGAUCGUGCGAGGAAUGUAAACAAGGAUAUUUCGGAUCAAACUGUACUUCAAAAUGUCUUUGUGAAAUGGAAAACACCGCAUCGUGCGACACUCUAAAUGGCAAUUGUUAUUGUCUAAAUGGUUGGGCAGGACAUAAUUGCACCUUGGACGUAGAUGAAUGUUCCUCGGAAAGCAUGUAUACAUGUCCUGAACAUUCGUUAUGUUUUAAUACUAAUGGAAGUUACGGAUGUACCUGCAACAAUGGGUUUCAGAAACUUGAAAAUGGCACUUGCAAAAGGUGUGAUAACUAUCAUUUUGGUUAUGGAUGCCUACAAACUUGUGCAUGUUUCGAGAAUGAAACUCAGUUUUCAUGUGGGAAUCUGGAUGGUGUAUGCGGAUGCAAACCGGGGUUCGGACGUGAAAACAUUUCCGAUGCUUGUUCACGUUGCACAAACAACACCUACGGUAUCGACUGCACGGAGAAAUGCAAUUGUAAUCUGACAAACAGCGCAAAUGUUCUCCGGUUAUGCAACGAAGCAAAUGGCACCUGC